CGCCUAGUUUACUCCCCCUGCCAGCGCCCCCACGGCCAUGGACCCCUCAACCGCCAAGUCACCUAACCUGUCCUCCAACGCGGCGGAGGCGGAGCUCCAUCGACCGCUCGCUUACAUAUAAGGGCCGGGACGCCCCCCGCGGACUGGACAGCCCACCACACUCCACUCUCUCCCCUCCCGGCCCCGAUCGACUCCCACCGCCCAACAACCGACGGGUGCCGCCGCCGCCGCCGCCGCUACCUGCUACGUACGCGCACGUACCACCAACCUCCACGUACCCCGCCGAUUGAUCGGACGGCCAGCGCGCGCGCCGCUCCGACGAGCAAGCCACCGACGUCGUGCGUACGGGACGACGCCGGGCGCCGCCGCCGGCCGGGACACGCCAACAAGCCCCUCCUGGUAGGCACGGCGCCAGCAGCAGCAGCAGCAGCGUCGGCAGCGACAUUUUAGAGGCGCGGCGAUGAGGAUCACGGGGAGCGGCGCCACCGCAGUAGCGGCGGCCAGCCUGCGGCUCCGGCCCGGCCGGCUCGGGGAGGUUCUCGCCGUCGCGCUCCUCUUCGCGUCGGCGGCGCUGUCGUCCCUGGCGGGCGCCGAGUCGCCGCCGGCGGCGGCCGGGCCGGGGCCGGCGGCGGCGGCGGCGCGGCACGACUACGAGGACGCGCUGCACAAGAGCCUGCUCUACUUCGAGGCGCAGCGGUCGGGGCGGCUGCCGCACGGCCAGCGCGUGGCGUGGCGCGACCACUCCGGCCUCACCGACGGCCUCGAGCAAGGGGUGGAUUUGGUGGGCGGGUACUACGACGCCGGCGACCACGUCAAGUUCGGCCUGCCCAUGGCCUUCACCGUCACCAUGCUCUCCUGGAGCCUGCUCGAGUACGGCGCCGACGUCGCCGACGCCGGCGAGCUCGCCCACGCGCUCGAGUCCAUCAAGUGGGGCACCGACUACUUCAUCAAGGCGCACACCCAGCCCGACGAGCUCUGGGCAGAGGUGGGCGACGGCGACACGGACCACUACUGCUGGCAGCGGCCGGAGGACAUGACGACGUCGCGGCAGGCGUACAAGGUCGACCGCGAGCGCCCCGGGUCGGACGUCGCCGGCGAGACCGCCGCCGCCAUGGCCGCCGCCUCCAUGGUGUUCCGGGAGCACAACCCGCACUACGCCAGCCUCCUCCUGCACCACGCCCUGCAGCUGUUCGAGUUCGCCGACAAGUACCGGGGCAAGUACGACAGCAGCAUCGCGGAGGUGAAGAGCUACUACGCCUCCGUCAGCGGCUACCACGACGAGCUCCUCUGGGCGGCGCUCUGGCUCCACCGCGCCACCGGCCGCGCCGAGUUCCUCGACUACGCCGUCGACAACGCCCACGCCUUCGGCGGCACCGGCUGGGCCAUCACCGAGUUCAGCUGGGACGUCAAGUACGCCGGCGUCCAGAUCCUCGCCGCCAGGCUGCUGCUGCGGGGGGAGCACUCGCCGCGCCACCGGGAGACGCUGGAGCGGUACCGGGCCAAGGCGGAGCACUACGUGUGCGCGUGCCUGGGCCGGAACGCGGCCGGCGGCGCCGACGCCAACGUGGAGCGGAGCCCCGGCGGGAUGCUCUACAUCCGGCAGUGGAACAACAUGCAGUACGUGACCAGCGCCGCGUUCCUGCUCUCCGUCUACUCGGGCUACCUCCUCUCGCCCGCCGCCGCCGGCGCCGCCGGGGAGGCCGUGGCGGCGUGCGCGGGCGGCGGGGCGGCCACCGCCGGCGAGGUGUUCGCGAUGGCGCGGUCGCAGGUGGACUACGUGCUGGGGAGCAACCCGCGCGGGAUGAGCUACCUGGUCGGGUACGGCGCCCGGUUCCCCGCCCGGGUACACCACCGCGCCGCCUCCAUCGUGCCGUACAAGCACAGCAGGGAGUUCAUCGGCUGCGCGCAGGGGUUCGACGACUGGUUCGUCCGCAAGGGCGCCAACCCCAACGUCGUCGUCGGCGCCAUCGUCGGCGGGCCCGACCGCCGCGACCGCUUCCGGGACCACCGGGAGAACUACAUGCAGACAGAGGCGUGCACCUACAACACGGCGCCCAUGGUCGGCAUGUUCGCCAUGCUCAACAGGCUGGCCCGGGACGAGGUCACGGCGGCGGCGGCGGACACAAGUGUAAAUAGAUAGUGAUACAGAGGGGGUUUGUACAAUUUUGCCCCUAUUCUUUUGUUCAUUCUUUCUCUACUACUAGAUGUGAAGCCAGGUGAAGGCGCUCGCUCUUCACAUGAAAUUAUUUGUAUACGAGGGGGGGAAAAAGAUAGGCGGAGGGAUUUGGCAAAGCAAAUGCAAAUGCAAAUCCCCUCCCCGUAAAUAUAAGAGGAAAAAAGAAUAAUGUCUUAGGUUAUUGGAA
Panicum virgatum (switchgrass) is the source of this 2363-nucleotide messenger RNA. Its product is annotated as endoglucanase 16-like. The transcript has 5 exons. Gene Ontology annotation, molecular function: hydrolase activity, hydrolyzing O-glycosyl compounds. Lineage: Eukaryota; Viridiplantae; Streptophyta; Magnoliopsida; Poales; Poaceae. Gene Ontology annotation, biological process: carbohydrate metabolic process. The record is from RefSeq and is a predicted model, not a curated record. Bases 461 to 2140 code for a protein of 559 amino acids.